This is a messenger RNA of Dendronephthya gigantea, 1413 nucleotides long. RefSeq names its product elongation of very long chain fatty acids protein 4-like. Lineage: Eukaryota; Metazoa; Cnidaria; Anthozoa; Malacalcyonacea; Nephtheidae. Gene Ontology annotation, biological process: fatty acid elongation, polyunsaturated fatty acid; fatty acid elongation, monounsaturated fatty acid; sphingolipid biosynthetic process. The transcript is spliced from 8 exons. The record is from RefSeq and is a predicted model, not a curated record. Gene Ontology annotation, molecular function: fatty acid elongase activity. The coding region runs from base 100 to 915 and encodes 271 amino acids. Gene Ontology annotation, cellular component: endoplasmic reticulum membrane.
UUGAGUCAGAGAAGCGUUUUUACGUGUAUAUACUUCUAGCACAAAUUCAGAAUUAUUUUGGAGCACGGAUACAUUUCUCGAAUUCGGCGGCAAGACGAAAUGGGAUUCAGGCUUCUGACAAAGACAGUUUUUGACUUCUACGACAGGGCAAUCAACGAUGGAGAUCAAAGAACUUCCAAGUGGUUUUUAAUGUCAACACCAUGGACAGUUCUUUCAUUGCUGUUUUUCUAUAUUCUCCUCGUCAUUGUUGGUCAGCGAAUAAUGAGAAAAAGAGAUUCAUUUGAUAUCAAGAAUAUUCUUAUAAUAUACAACAGUCUGUUAGUUAUUUUAUCACUUUACAUGUUGCGCGAGUUUAUAUUCUCAGUUACCAGUACUCCAGACUUUAACUACUUUUGUCAAGGGGUCGAACAGGGUGAAAACACUAAUUUAUUGCGGCAUGCAAAUGCCAACUGGUUGUUUCUUAUAUCUAAAAUAGUCGAAUUUCUUGAUACAGUGUUUCUUAUCGUCAGUAAAAAACCCGUGAGCUUUCUUCAUAUCUACCAUCAUAACAGUGUUUGUCUUUUGUGGUGGAUCAUUGUUAAAUGGCACCCAGGUGGAACUACAUAUUUCGGUGCUGUUCUAAAUUGUUUCGUGCAUGCAGUGAUGUAUUUUUAUUACCUGCUAUCUGCAUUGGGUCCUCGAUUCAAGAAGUACUUAUGGUGGAAAAGGUAUCUCACAUCACUCCAGCUGCUCCAAUUUUCAAUGGUGUUUGUCUAUGUCACAAAUGCGAUGACCGUGAAAGAUUGUGAUUAUCCACACUGGUUGCUAUGGAUCUUCGUUGGUUAUGACAUCAGCCUGAUAAUUCUAUUUGGCAAUUUUUACUUUCAAGAAUAUUUGAAAAAAAACAAAAAGAAAAUGGACAUGAAAUCAAACUAAAAUCUUCUACCAAUUCUUCAUAUCAUCAUCAGUUUCAAUUUUUUCUCAGUGCAUGUUUUCGUCUUUAAAAUAAAUCCAUUAUUUUAAUCUUUCAAUGUAGGGACACUAGCUCAUAGUCAAGACUUACUACCAGGUUCAAGCUAUUAAUUUUCAAAAAUGAUGAAUCAGAACUUUGUAGAAUAUUGUAGAACGCGAGUUUGUAGUCAUUAAAAUUAAAUAGAUGCUUAAAUAGGUUUAGGGUUAGGGUUGCGGUGUUUAUAGUAGUUUAGACAAUUUCCAAAAUCAAUCGAAAAAGUAAAAAUUUCGUCUUCUGAACAUUGAUUUCGAUUACUAAUUUUCGCAUUAAAAAAAAUCCAAUAAUUUCUUGAUGUUAUGAACUGAAGAGAGGUAUCAAUGGCAAUUAAUUAGGCUAAAAACGCUUCUUUCCUGAUAACUAUUUAAGAAAUAAAAAACAUUUUCGUGUGGGGGUUUGGGAGAACAGAUGUAAUGAGUGGGAAA